UUUGGAGUGGCUGAAGGUAUAUAAGGGGGAGAUCAGGGGCCCGGAGACCACUGCAGUUCACAGCUCGAGUCUUCUGAAACUACCUUCAGCACCAAAAGACAAAAGAGCUAAAGAUGGCAUUCGGCCUGAAGGAAGCUGACAUCGCUGCAGCACUGGAGGCAUGCAAGGCUGCUGACUCCUUCAACCACAAGGCUUUCUUCGCCAAGGUCGGCAUGUCAGCCAAGUCCGCCGAUGAUGUCAAGAAGGCUUUUGAAAUCAUCGACCAGGACAAGAGUGGCUUCAUUGAGGAGGAGGAACUCAAACUGUUCCUGCAGAACUUCAAGGCUGGUGCCAGGGCACUGACUGACGGAGAGACCAAGAUUUUCCUAAAGGCUGGAGACGCUGACGGUGACGGCAAGAUCGGGAUUGAUGAGUUCGCUGCCUUGGUUAAGGCAUAAAAUUGCCUCUGACCAACAACACCUUUAGCUCUGAAGGAACAACUUUGCCCAAGACCUCCCAUUUUCAUCCUACUAUAAAUAAUUUUUAUACUCAUGAUGCUUAUGAGAAGUUUCCUCCCAUGCAGCACACUGUCAAAACGAUGACCGUUGAAUGUAGCGGUUGUGUCUCCUGUCUUAAAUAUGAAUUUUGCUUACUGUAAAAUCUGAUGCACUUUUACGGGAACGGACGACAAGAAAAGAAUAAAUAUUCUUUUACAAUAUA
This is a messenger RNA of Rhinichthys klamathensis goyatoka, 699 nucleotides long. RefSeq names its product parvalbumin 4 (gene pvalb4). Gene Ontology annotation, molecular function: calcium ion binding. Bases 114 to 437 code for a protein of 107 amino acids. The transcript is spliced from 5 exons. NCBI's taxonomy places the organism in Eukaryota, Metazoa, Chordata, Actinopteri, Cypriniformes, Leuciscidae. Gene Ontology annotation, cellular component: cytoplasm; nucleus. The record is from RefSeq and is a predicted model, not a curated record.